Symbiodinium sp. CCMP2456 is the source of this 627-nucleotide messenger RNA. The record is from the annotation of a GenBank genome assembly. Lineage: Eukaryota; Dinophyceae; Suessiales; Symbiodiniaceae.
GUCAACACCGUUCCCGAUGUCGUGGAGCAAGAAGCAAAGAUGUUGGAGCAGAUGGCAGAUGGGGGUGCUUUUGAAGGCACUCCGGAGAUCACGCCUCAGCCGGGGCCGUUUAUUCCUGAGCUCACGGCCGGGCCCACGUUGCUGGCCACGAAGGAUGCCCAGUGCAAGCCCUGCCCAUACAUGAGCCCCGUCCAGCGCCGGUUGAGCCAGCCGACCCUCCUCCUGUCCCCCAACGUGCGCCCCACACGGAGCCUCAUCUGUCCGUCGGCCGCGUCUCUGGCCCGAUCGGUCACCUGCCCGGUACGCCACAGCCCAGUGCAAAUGACCACGCGUGCACAGAGCCCCUUGCACAUCCACACCACGCGCGGGCAGGGGCACAGCGUCGUGGCACCCCGCUUCAUUUCCCACGAGCCACCACGGCCUUUCUGUGAGCCGAUCACGCGAGCCACCUCCCCGCCCUUGCUCCGCGCCGCCUCGCCCCUCAGCGAGCUCCGCGAGCCCCCCCCCCCGGCCUGGAAGUGGCAAACCGGACCUACCGGACCUACCCCUACCUCACCAGCCUGCUGGCCCCGUCCGGCACCACAAAGCUGCCGGCCUUGCUGGGUGCUCACGAGAAGCACCUCCUAA